AGACAGGCCUGGCGUAGCUAAUUAGUAAGUAUCGACCCUCUCAAGCGUUACGGCUUCUUUUGCGGAGUGGAGAAGACUAAAGCAACGCGUGUGUUGUCAACCGCGAUCCCACUUCUCAGAGCCACGCGUUCUUUCCCUACUUCGUCUUCGAGGACGUGAGAAUAAGGGGAGAGCGAUGGAUUGCUUACGCCUUCCUUCCACGGGCACAACUCAAGGAUCAUGCUGAAGCGCAUUGCGGUGUUUAUUUGCAAAAGCUGGUGUUUUAUUUCAGACUGCAAAAGCCUAAGCCUUUGCCUCCCUGCACAGCAAUAUCAACCAUGACCCGUGUGACUUUCGUGGAUACGGCGGAGCGCAAGGGUUCCUGCGACAGCACCGGCGCCAAGUCUGUGUGUCGGGACUCCCCUGACACAAGUCCAGCGCGAAACGCGAUAAAGCCGUGGGAGCCAAAGCCCCGUCGCAGCACCACCAUACAAAUCACGUUCGCUCGAGAAAGGAAUGCAAAUCCAAGCGUUUACGGCACCGUUCCGGACCUGCCCGCAGGAAGCACUCGGGAACGUUCCCGAGCCCUCAUCGCACAAACGCGACGACGUAAGCUUUGCCUGUUUUUGAGCAAGAAGUAAUAUACGCCCAUACAAAAAAAUGCACUGGUCUGCGCAGCAGACAAAAAUGAAGAAUCAUAGUUUAAUCCACCACCCUACCAGGAGGUGUGCCGCAGGGCAACGGGCUCGCAAUCGACUUGACCUCGGAUGCGACGGAGAUGAAGCAGCUGGCGGAAGCGAUCGUGGACGACGAAAGGACGGCCCAGAUGGCGGCCAGUACCGCCUACCAGGCCAUGCACGCGACGCGGAUGUACCACGAGCCCGAGAAUCCGCAGAUUGUCCGCCCGCUCCUCGGUUCUUCUUGCUACGACAGCUUGCUCUUCGACGCGGAUCUACAAGACGCGUACCGCUUCGAACAGGCGCUGCGCUCGGUGGGUGCGAAUGUACAGGCGAGGGAUUGUGUGGGAGGUACUUUUUUUAGGCUGCUUUUCUAAGUAGUUUUGCUGAUGGAGCGACAGCGACUGAUAGUACUGAUCCUGUUAUAAUGUAGAAACUGGUUCACUAGUGUCCAUUUACAUUUUCAUGAUGUGCCGCGAAAGUAAGUAGACGCAGGAGGCGAACAUGACAAACGAUCAGGUCACGCUUUGAUCCACCUGUUGGCCCUAUGAGAGUGCACAACUCCCCUUCCCCCUCAUUUGUAUAGCAUGAACACCAGCAAUACAAACAUCAGCACGGGUGGAGGCUACGCAUGACAAAUUUGUGAACCUAGUAUAGUUCUGUUUGGGCAGCAUCCGGAAUUUGUCAUGCAAACAGUGCUACAAGGCAGCGUCUGGAUUUGAGAUUUUGCAUGACAAAUGAGGGCGGGACGGGGGAGUUGUGCACUGUUAUAGGCCCGUUAUGCGGACCGACCCGGUGUUACGGACAACUGGUUCCUGGACCGGGUGAAAACUCUGCGGAAACGCUAUCGUGAGGAAAAAUCCCCCCUCCCCAUAUCGAAACGAAGUUUCUGAUGCUGGAUUUCCGUACACAAAUCAGAUUUGUCUUGCAGUAGAGGACUGCAGGCAUAUGUCAAGCCUCAGUCGAGAGGUUUUGACGUAGGCGCCUAGCAUGACAAACGUGUAUGCUCUAAGCCCAACAGCAUCACAAACCGCCCGGAAAAUGCGGGGCGCUCUCUGGACUUGCCUUCUUGCAAGACAGACAGGAUUUGAGGUCACAAAUGCGCAUCACAAAUUUUCAGACGGAUACGUUUUCAAUAUGGGGAGGGGGAGUUUUUCCUUACGAUAAACGCGGGAGCGACAACCGCUGCGCGGUAGACUCCUUGGGUGCAGCGCCGCUGCUCGCCGGCUUGGAAAUGUAUUCGCUGCUGUUCACCCGUGCUUUGCUGCGCACCGAGCUCGGCGAGACCUGGUGCCGCCAGCACUUGAUCGCCUGUCCGCUGUACGCGAUGAAUAAUGGCGAAGAACUACAGGCUGAAAAAGGAUCGGGAAAUAAUGACUCAGCCUCAUCGGCUUUCCCUUCCUUACAGCAGCGUCGGGCCAAGAUGCAGCAGCAAACGAAACUGCUGUCCGCGCUGAAGAAGAACUACCUCGCCGCAACAGAAAAAUUACACCCAAGUCGAACUGCAGGGGGAGAAGUAGCACCACAGGUCGUGUCUACUGCAUCUACUUCCGGUUGUUCACUAGCUGGUACCACCAUUCCGGGGUUGCUCGAGAUGAUGCAAAGCGGUGCGGCGGCGCCGAUUUUGCGCCAAGUUCCCUUCAACAAGCACACCGGCCAGCUCUCCUGGUUUACCGCGCUUCACUCUGCCGCACUGAAGGGGAAUGCAAAGGCGGUCGUUUUGUUUCAUCUCCUCGGCUUCGACGUAAACUACUCGUGCAGUGCGAACCAACAGGAAUUUAUGCCUACGCCGAAAGGUGGUCAUGGUCUUGCUGCCGCAGCGGGAGGUUUGUACAAUAAGCCACUGCUGAAAGCGUCGCAGAGCGAAGAUCUCGACAGCUGCCAGCAAUUUUCCCCGAACGGAAGCACUACGUCCAGCAACUUUUUUGCCAGUGCCGUCCGGCGCGGCAGGUCGGCCUCGCACCAGUCGUCCGCGAGCGGGGUCAGUAUGAUCCACAACAAAUUGAUGCGCCAGCAAUUGCAGCUCGGGGGCUUACCGACGUCGAAGAGGGAACAAAACAUAGAUGAGCAAAAUGGUCCGGCAAACAACGCGAACAAUAGCGGAAGACCCGGGUCUUUGGAUACCACCUCCAACUCUUCUUCCGCGAGAAAUAACUAUCCGAACUCGUCCCGCAGCGUCUGUAGCACCGGUUUCGGCGCCGGAAUUGCGCACCGCCACGAGUCGCCCCUCUGGAUCGCCAUUCAGUACGGUCGCACGGAAGUGGUGCGGGCGUUGUUGCAGUGCGGAUGCGUGCCGAAGGAAAAUUCAAAAGGUAUCUAUAGGAAGAUGCAUUGAGCAGUAGAAAAUUUUUCUCUGUUGCUACUUGCAGUGAGUCAUAAGUUGCUCGCGUAUGAGUCAGUAUGUGACUUCUCGUAUGUUCACCAUUAUCAUCAUCGAGUGUGAUGACUACGAUCGAUGACAGGCGAGAGCCCCCUGCGCGUUGCCGAGCACCUCGGGUUUUCGGAGAUCGCGACGUUGCUGCAGGACUACUACAAUUGCCCGGGCGAACUGUACCACGAGACGUACUGUUUACCGACCGCUUCGACGGAUGUUUGGCGGCACGCGCUGGACAUCAGCUUUGACGCGGUGGACGCGCUGGCCGAGUUUAUCGAGCACGGGAAAGUGGUCGUCACCUCCUACGAGCAGCUGUGCGACUGGUACUACUACCUGGCGCCCGCCAACUGGGAGCGGGUCUUCGCGUUUUGGAGUCUCUACUGCGAACACAUGGAAGAGAAAAAGGUGGCUGGAGAUGUUACUGGUACUGGUUCUCCAACCGCAUCAAAUACUUGGUCCUCCUCCGGUAAUAUUUCCUCCACGCCACCGUUGCUCCGGAAACCCAGACCCCGCGUUAGCAUGAGCGCCGCGAGAUUCUCGGGGAAGAACCACCCGAUGCUUCUGUCGCACUACUCCCCAGAAAUGGAUGUUUCCAUCUGGAGCCCGAGUGGAAAUAGUAAAACUAGCGUCGGCGGGAUGAUGAACGCUAAAAAUGGCGAAAAUGCAGACCAGAAAGACCACGCUGGUCGAGCAUCUUCUGGGACUACUGGAACAAGCAUCAAUCAAGAUAGUGACCGACUCUCUUUGUCGCCCUCGACGCCGUCGCGAGAAGCCGCCGCCCAGCAGAAGCUGCAGAAUUUGCCCACAACACCUGAGCAGUUCACUCUCACUUCACCAAACGGUAAUCAUGUGUCUCUGACGAAGAGUGACGCGGAAGUGCAGAUGAAAUUGAAAACAAGACGCGAAGUAGGAGGCAACAUUGCGAUGAACAGGACCAGUAAAGAUCUUCACUACCUCGUCCACCAGCCGCCAAUUUUCGAGGAGAAGUGGUUUUGGGAGGAGGAAAAGCAGGCUUUUCCGGCUUCCUGGUAUCAAAUGCAAAUAUCCCUGGAUGUCUGGAAGGAUGCAACUUGUGAUGCUGCGUCUGGAUUCUACAAAAAUCUGUAUUGCAUGAAAAGCAAAGAAAAGAGGUCCAGUUUUUGCCACGCCGAGAGGGCAUUUCUCAUGCGGUAUGAGCAUCAGAAAGCCCUCGCUAAAUCUCUGAUGCUAGGGCAUGCAUCACAGACCUCAUGGGUCAUGCAAAAUCUGCAUGACAAACUCCUGCAUUCUUCCAGCCCCAGACAUUUUUGCAAUCCAUACCUGGGCGAGAGUAACGAAAACGGAGGACCCGGUAGAGCCGGAGGAACGGCAUGAAGAAGGAGGACAACCACUGCAUAAUACAUCUCCCGCCGAGGACCUGUAUCGGGCGAGUUUCGUCAGUUCCCAGUAUGAUCGGCCGUCCAAUAUCGCGAUCGACUUUGGCGUAUCAAAUGCAAAAAUGUCUGGGUCUGGAAGAAUGCCAGACUUGUCAUGCAGGUCUUCCAUGACCCAUGAGGUCUGGUAUGUAGGACAUAGCAUGACAGAUUCUGUGAGAGUUCUAUGAUGCCUAUCCUGCAUGAGAAACUGCCUCUCGAUUAGGUCAAAAGUGGACAGCUUUUGGUAAUGAUGCAACACAGAUUUUUACAUGAUUCAGAGUUAGCAUGACAACCUGCUUUGUUCCAGACCCAGACGCAUUUGCAUUUGAUAUGGCGGCCGCCCGUCGGACGCUUCGAGGACGGAUGAUUUUUUUGCAAACGCGUACCUGCACUCCUCAGACUACUUGCUGCCGGGCCGGAGGAAUUCCGAGCCGGACGAUUUUCCCCGACCGGUCACUGAAGUUUGAGUUUUUUUGUAAAAUGUUGAGAAAUUGUACGUGCUAAAACUAACCCCAACGGUGAUAGUGCUACUCUAGCUGCGCACCUGCACAACAACAAUUUGCGAGUUGCUCUCGUAGCAUGGAUUUGCGUUUCUUUUGGCAGAACAAACUUGAUGGAAUGAAUUUUAUGCACCUUGCCACAUCUUCUUUUCGUGUAUGAUUGAUGCUCAUUUUGUUUCGACAUUUGCUUGUAUUUUGAAAAAUCAAUGCACUUCUGCAUGCGCAUGAACAGUCACGUCAUUUUUUUGUGGUCUUUGCAACGUCACUUAGUGCUGCCAGCUGCAGCCGUCUUCACACAUAAAUCAUAGAAAAAUUUACGUUACCAUUUCCAAGAAGAAGUAAGCCACAUAGAAAUUCUUUCC
This is a messenger RNA of Amoebophrya sp. A120, 5286 nucleotides long. Lineage: Eukaryota; Dinophyceae; Syndiniales; Amoebophryaceae. The record is from the annotation of a GenBank genome assembly.